Molecule: messenger RNA, 994 nt
Organism: Durusdinium trenchii
Lineage: Eukaryota; Dinophyceae; Suessiales; Symbiodiniaceae
Source: the annotation of a GenBank genome assembly
CGAUGAUCUAGUGCCACGAAUCCCCAAAAAGGAGCUGCCACGGCUCUCCAUGCAUCGCUGCUCAUGGCUGCGGCCGUUCGAAGCCGCGCCAGCCGGACGCCCUUCUCGGUGGAACAGGAGCCAUAUGAUGACGCUCAGGGCUUUCUGGACUUCACGCACCAGGGCCGUCAUGGCCAUCGCAUCCCAUGGAAGCAGUAUGGAGCCCUGGCUGUGUGGUUUGUCCUGCUGCUGAUCCAGUACUGUGUGGUUCGAGUUGUGUGCCAGUUGCAGAUUCCACGGGAUUGCCAUCCUGACAGCAGCUUGUUGGAAGUGAUGUAUGACUUCCAAGUGAUGUUUGUUAUGGGCUUCAUGUUAGCCAUCCUCACGGGUGUCCACAUGCCCGAUCGGUUUGCUUACCUUUUCUGCUUCAGCCGUCCCAAGCCACGGGGCUGGGUCUUUCUGGCUGUGAUGCUGCUCAUCGGGCCCGCUUGGGGCUCCUUGGAUCACAUCGAAGUGCUCUCGAGGAUCUCCUUCACCACCGAUUUCUUCAAAAAAAGUGUGGUGAACUGCUUGAUUGGAGUUGGUGUGGGAGCUUUCGCCGUCUUCCUCCUCGGUUGGCAUUUCUACUGUGCUUGUCGUCAUAAUCCACUCUCAGGCUUCCUCGCCUAUACCUGCAGCCGCUUGGCCAUCUGGAUAUUCUAUGCCCUUUACCUCUAUGUGGCGGCCAACACCGCGGGUGUUUAUGUCCACCUCCAUCACUACAUCAUCGGCUUCCUUUGUGCGAUCCUGGCGGAGUUCAAUCAUCCGAUCUCUCUCCUUGUGCUCGCUGGAGGCACUGGUAUCUUUGUGCAGGGCAUUUCGGCCUACGAUGCAGAUCCGGUCAUCGAACGUCUUCGGCUCUUCUUCUGACGGAGCUGCUAGGCGUGUGCUGGUCUGCUGCGCAUCGAUCGCUGGGGUGGAAAAGAUGCGGCCGGAUUCAACGUGCAGAACCCAAGAGAACCACUAUGAACCACGG